This is a messenger RNA of Rhizophagus irregularis DAOM 181602=DAOM 197198, 1197 nucleotides long. RefSeq lists its product as uncharacterized. The record is from RefSeq and is a predicted model, not a curated record. Lineage: Eukaryota; Fungi; Glomeromycota; Glomeromycetes; Glomerales; Glomeraceae.
AUGAAUUUUAUUCAGAUUCAAUCAUAUAUAGGAUUUUGGAUAGGUGCAGUUGUUAUGAUAUCUUUUCAUAAUUUGUUCAUUUCGGUGAUAAUGUACAAAGCUCGUCAAACAAAUACUUCGAAUAUGCUUAAAAUUAUUUUCAAUUUUGGUAAUAUCAUGCGUUAUGGAACUAUUCUCGGUCUUUAUAUGACACCAAAAAUAGCUACGCACACUCAAUGUAUUGCUCUUCUGGAAGUUACAAUGAUCGGAAAUAUUAUAGUGAGAUUAUCAUUAUCAGCGUCCUUGUUAUGGCGUUUAAGACAAAUACGUAACGUACAAAAUCAUAGGUUAGAUAAAUGGAUAAGUAUUAUAUUAUUUUCAAUAAAAGUUGCACUGUCGAUUCCAUAUCUUAUUUUUCAACGGGCAUCUACCGAAUACGUUCCUGAAGUCGAUGUAGUUAUUUGUGAUGUUGUCACUCCUAGUCCUCUACCUUAUGCUGUUAGUGGAAUUCUCGUGGAAUUUCUUAUCGAUAUAUUUGUAACUUUCCGCUUAGUUCAAAUAUUAGUCAGUGCUAAUAAGAAUGCUUUUCAACUAUCAACAAAUAUUAAAAGCAAACGAUCAUUAUUCACAGCUGUUAUGUAUUGGAAUUUCUUGCGAUUAUUCAUAUCUUUCAUCUUUCAUAUUCAAGCUAUUACGGAUAUUGUAAAAUUCUCUUCCGAAGUACCAUCAUUUACUGUAAAAGGAAUAAUAACUAUUGCAUUAUCUUAUGUAAUUACUACUGAUGCUGAGAUUGUUCGAAUCAUUGAGGGAAAAGAUAAAAAAAAAGUAUCAAGUGGUGGUUCGGCAGGAACCGAAAAAUCACUCAAAAGUAUACAUAGUUCUCAUUAUAAUAGUAACGAUCUCCCUAAAUAUUCAUCGCAUGCUCAAACCAGUUCAACUCACAGUCAAAUUGAAAACAAUAAAAUAGCUGUUGUGUCAAUGAAAAGAUUGUCGUUCUUUGAGUGGGCAAAUGUUGUAGUAGGGAAACGUCUCUGUAGAAAUGAUGAUGGAGAAGAAUAUAAAGAAGAUAAUAAAUAUGAUAAUGGGAAUACGGAAGAAAUAAUAGAUACUAUAACAGAAAUGUCAGCGCUUGAUGAAAAUCGUUGUUAUCCAAUAGUUUAUAAUUCUAUAACUCAUAAUUCCAUACCACGAACAAUUUUUAAAAAUAUAAAAAAUUAG